Messenger RNA from Telopea speciosissima, 2521 nucleotides. RefSeq names its product nuclear pore complex protein NUP1. Bases 45 to 2264 code for a protein of 739 amino acids. Gene Ontology annotation, biological process: nuclear membrane organization. The transcript is spliced from 9 exons. Gene Ontology annotation, cellular component: nuclear envelope. Lineage: Eukaryota; Viridiplantae; Streptophyta; Magnoliopsida; Proteales; Proteaceae. The record is from RefSeq and is a predicted model, not a curated record.
CAGAGAAGGAAAGCGAAAGCAGCGAGACAGACUUUGCGAGUGGUAUGGAGAACGAAGAGAGAGGCACCGGAGGAAAGUUUCGCAAGACUCCUGCACGUAAACCGUCGCCCUCUCCUUAUGCCCGUCCGGCAAAUCAGACCACUCUCCAUGCCCAAAGGAUAGAAAGGGGAUGGCUUUCGAAGUUUGUCGACCCUGCUUCUCGCCUCCUCUCUGGUGGCGCCACUAGACUGUUUCCUUCUUUCUUCUCCAAAACCCCUGCUGUCGUGAUUGCGUCACCCACGCACUCUGACGCGGAAGAUUCAGGGGUGAAGCAAGAUGCUAGGCUGGUUAAUCCAAAGCCCACUUCCGAAGUAAGGCCUAAACCUACUUCAGAAAUCCCGGAAACUGUAAUGGAAGGAGGAGGUCAGAUGGACGAAGUACAUGGAAUAAAAUGUAUCUCUCAAAUUGAUGAACAUGCCAGAGAGAAGUUGGGCAACUCAUCUGAUGGUAGUGGACUUUCUGAAAUCGAGCAGCUAAUGAAAGGAAAAACAAUUUCUAGAGAUGAACUUAACCGCUUGAUGGAGAUAUUGCAUUCAAGGGUUGUUGAUCAUUCUGAUGUUGAUGGGCGGGAAAAGAAAAGCACAAGGGUGACUGUAGUACCAGAAGCUACAGGUGAUGUAUUGGGAGAAGAGAAAGUAAGAACACCAGUCCAAGAAAAGCUGGCGGAUAUUUUGAGUGGAGUCUCAAACCCUAUUCUUCAACCUACCAUACGAGAUGAGGUUGGUUCUUCACCAGUAGAGAUUGCAAAAGCUUACAUGGGAGCCCGAGCUUCAGAAUUAAGCCUCAGUUCUCAGAGUAGAAUAUGGAAGGAUGAAAGAACUGCAGUACAAAACAAUGAUUUUGCAUCAAAAAGGAUGUCUAUUCUUCCGUCUUCUCCCAAGUCAUCCAUUUACCAUCCGGAUGCUGUGGUACAGAACCAGUCUAGUUAUUUGACUCCACAAACUCAACGAGGCAGGAUUGGGCUUCAUAAUCUUCCAAGAACACCCUAUUCUAGAACUGUUUUCCCGAGGUCAACUUCCAAGGUGACUCCAUUCCAUGGUGUUUUUGAUAACUCUCGCAAUAUUUUAUCAACUCACAGCAAGCAAUUCCAAAGUCCAGUUUACGGUAGUAGGCAGACAAAGGCAGAGAUAUUGGAUGAUGGCGUAGGAUCAGUGGGACCGAUCCGUAGAAUACGCCAGAAGGUUGUUUCAACAACUCCUACCAGAGUUGCUGGUUCACGUCAUCCUUCUAACUCUAGCUCUUUGUGGACUGAAGAUUCUGAUGCUUCUAAAACCUUCUUGCCCACUUUCAAGAGAAAUUUGGAUCCUGGAGCAUCAUCAAGUGGCAAUUCAGCUUUCCAACCUGGUGAUAGCAAGGCUUCCAACUUUAAUGUUGGUGUCACAACUGUCCACCCACAGUCUAGUGAGUUAGCCAGGAAAAUAUUGGAGCACCUUGAUCGGACUGUUCCAACCCCCAAAGAAAAAUCUGCUGAGUUGAAGUUGGCAAUGGUGCGGAAAAAGCCCUCUUCUUGUGAGUUCACUACUAGCAGGCCAAAUGAGCAGUUUGGUAGCCUUCAUGUUGAAGAUUCUGAUUCUCUGAAGAGCAGAAAUUUACUUGGUGAGAAUUUCUCUGAUCAAGAGAAUGAAGACAGAGGGAUAUCUUUCCUUGCGGAUUCUAAUACAAAUCAUUCCUCGCAAAUUAAAACGAAUGAGGUUUCAAUGGGAGUGGGUGCCAGUGGGCGGAGUCUGAAGAAUCAACCAUAUCCUCUCCGCAAUCAAAUGGAUGUGGUGAGUGUUCAAAAGUCAGUUCGUGGUGCAGCUGUCUCUGAGGGAUUCACUUCACAGAUGAAGCCUCCAAGUCAAUCUUCUGGGGCUAAACUGGGUUUGACCUCUAUCUCUAUCAACAAACCUGACUCUAAAAGGGCAGUUUUUCUUGAUAAUGGUGUUGGAUUUACUUUCCCUGUAUCUGCAUCUUUUGGUGCAUUAUCUGAGCCACCAACCCCUUCCAUUAUGCCAUCCUCGUCAGCUAGAAGUCUGCCGCAGCAGGAAGAAGGAAAUACAGCCCCUGUGUACAGUUUUGGUUCCAAGAGUUCUAGUGGCCAGAAUCUUGUUUUCUCAUUUCCUUCCACAAGUACUAGCAUCUCCACUCAUGAUGAUUCUUCAACUCCAAAGUUUACCUUUGGUUCAGACAGGAAGAAAUCCGAAGUGUCUUUCAGUUCCCUGGGCAAAGAUGCCUUGUGUUGUUAGGAGUAUUUGGGUUGAUUUGUCAUUUUCUGUUAUUUGAUGAAAAUUUUCAAAUGUAAGCAAGCACAAUUGGGAGUGCAAGAUGAUAAGUUCUUUCCUUAAAAUUUUCCCAAGGUUUAUGUGAUUAUUUCUCACAAGCUGCGAAGCUGGUCGUUUGGUUGGAUGAGGAAUAUGCUAGUGCCUUGGGUUUAAAUGUAUAUUCUUGAAUUUUCUUUUCUUAGUUUUGUGUAAGUAGGUAAAUAUUUGAUGUUAAUUCCACA